This is a messenger RNA of Clupea harengus (Atlantic herring), 3106 nucleotides long. It is a transcript of the gene slc15a2, whose product is annotated as solute carrier family 15 member 2. NCBI's taxonomy places the organism in Eukaryota, Metazoa, Chordata, Actinopteri, Clupeiformes, Clupeidae. Gene Ontology annotation, biological process: transmembrane transport; oligopeptide transport. Gene Ontology annotation, molecular function: oligopeptide transmembrane transporter activity. The record is from RefSeq and is a predicted model, not a curated record. Gene Ontology annotation, cellular component: membrane.
GCAUGACAACGACCCAAAACUACGCGAAGUCAUCCAUUCGCGGAAUGGGAGUAGAACAUUAACCACGGUGGUGGUUAAAUGCUAUAACAGCUGCGUUUUGCUACUUGGUUGCGCCACAUUAGGGAGGGACGGACUUGGACGUUUGUCAGUUCAAACGACGGACAACGAGAAGGGAGUGUGUGUGUGUUUGUCUAAUACACACUCAAGACGUUACUGACCAGAUGGAGAAAAAGAAGGGUAACGCUGAUUACUCAUCAGAGGAACAGGGAGGGGACAGGAAAAGAAAAUCACCGACAAUAUGCGGGACCAACUACCCAGUCAGCAUCGGUUUUAUUGUGGUCAACGAGUUCUGCGAGCGCUUCUCCUACUAUGGAAUGAAAGCGGUGUUGACCCUAUAUUUCAUACACUACCUCAAAUGGGACAAGGAUCUCUCCACAGCCGUGUACCAUGCCUUCAGCAGCCUGUGCUACUUCACCCCGGUCCUGGGUGCCCUCAUCGCUGACUCAUGGCUGGGGAAGUUCAAGACUAUCAUCUACCUCUCCAUAGUGUAUGUCAUUGGCCAUGUGGUCAAGUCUGUAGGGGCCAUUCCAGAUGUUGGGGACAACACUGUGCACAUCGUGCUGUCCAUGGCUGGACUGAUCCUCAUCGCCUUUGGCACAGGAGGAAUCAAGCCCUGUGUGGCUGCCUUUGGAGGAGACCAGUUUGAAGAGGAGCAUACAGACGAGAGGAGGAAGUUCUUCUCCAUCUUCUACAUGUCCAUCAACGCCGGGAGUGUCCUGUCGACCGUCAUCACCCCCAUACUGAGAAGUGAUGUUCAGUGUUUUGGUAGUGACUGCUAUGCCCUUGCCUUUGGAGUUCCUGCGGUUUUAAUGAUCAUUGCUCUGGUUGUGUUCAUCGCCGGCAGUGGGCUUUACAAGAACAGUCCGCCAGAAGGGAACGUUCUGCUCCAAGUGUGCAAAUGCAUUGGCUGUGCCAUUCGUAACUGGGGGAGAAGCUCCAAACAUCAACCCAAGAGGGAACACUGGCUGGACUGGGCAGAGGAAAAGUACCCGAAACGCCUCAUCUCAGAGAUCAAGAUGGUGCUGAGGGUGUUGGUGCUCUACAUCCCCCUGCCCAUGUUCUGGGCUCUGUUUGACCAGCAGGGAUCCCGCUGGACACUACAAUCCACUCGCAUGAACAUGGACUUUGGUGCAUUUGUCUUGAAACCUGAUCAAAUGCAGAUGCUGAAUGCACUGCUGAUUCUGAUAUUCAUCCCUAUCUUCGACAUGGGUGUGUACCCACUCAUCGGCAUGUGCAAGAUCAAAGUCACUCCUCUGAGGAAGAUGGCCACUGGCAUGAUUUUUGCCGCCCUGGCCUUCGGAGCCGCCACUAUUGUAGAGCGCAGUGUCAUUGAAACUGUGGUGGAUCCGCCGCCUGCAAGCACAAGUCUCCUUCAGGUCUUGAACUUGGCAGAGGGAAACAUAAGUUUGGAUGUCCAGGGGCACACAGGCCUCUUUCCUCAGCCAAUCAAAUCCUAUGAGGACCCUGUGGAGUACCAGAGACUUCAGCUGAAUGGCUUUAAACAGGCUCUGACUGUCACGCUGACUGUCAAUGGGGAAAAUCACCAUUGCGUUAAAACCUUCACUGAAGAAGAGGCCUAUACUCUUAUCAUAAACGAUGAUGCCUUAGGUGUCCACUGCACCCUGGUAAAGGACAACAUCCAGAAGUCUGAAAAUGGUGAAGCACAUCUGAGGUUUAUCAACACCCUCCAGGAAGAUUUCAACAUAACUGUUGGAGCUAAACGGUUCCACGUUCCGGUUGGGGUUGGGGUCUCAAAUGGUGAAUUUGUGGAUAGAGAACUGUACUCAAAUGUAAAAUGUGAAGGCAGCUCAAGGAACCUUUCUCUAGACAUUGGGCUUCUAGAUUUUGGUGCCUCAUACUCCAUCAUUCUGAAAGGGAAUGUUGACGUCACAAAGCUGGAGGAUGUGCGUGCCAACAACGUCCACAUCGCAUGGCAGGUCCCUCAGUAUGUUCUUCUUACAGCAGGAGAGGUCAUGUUCUCCAUCACAGGCCUGGAGUUCUCCUAUUCACAGGCUCCAGCUAACAUGAAGUCAGUACUUCAAGCUGGCUGGCUGAUGACCGUGGCCUUUGGUAAUGUGAUUGUGCUUAUCGUGGCAGAAGGAGCCGGCAUGGAACAGUGGAUGGAGUUCCUUCUCUUUGCUGGCCUGCUGGUUGCUGUCUGCAUCAUCUUCUCCAUCAUGGCCUACUUCUACACCUACGUGGACCCAGACCACCUAGACAAGAUGUACAAGGACGACGCAGGGGAGGAAACCGAAGACGACCUCCAAAAGAGCCACACGGAUGGCGUGAACAUGCGCACCAUUGGAGAAAGUGAUGGAAAAAGUACCAAAAUGUAGCACAGAAAUCCUCUACAGUAUUUUUUGUUUGUUUGUUUUUCCUGUACAGUUAACAUAUGUUAAGCAAGGUUUGAUUUGCUUCAGCAGUUCAGGUGACAGUUUGACAAUACUACUUAAAAGCAGCUUCAGGUAACAAUCUGACAAUACUAUUUAAAAGCAGCUUCAUUGUGAUUCUCUGGCCUGUUUUGAGGCUUAAUAUGGAACACUAUGAAAGGACACUUAUGUACCUUAUAAUUCCUGACAAUUUCUGACAUACAUGAUUAUAACAUAUAUGUUAGUCUAUAUACAUGUAAAAUAGAUAUUAUAAAAUAUAUGUUAGUCUAUAUACAUGUAAAAUAGAAAGUAGAAUAGAUGAAAACGUAUUGGUGCCUUGAUUUUAAGUGACAGAAUUUCACUUUCUUAAAUUUUGUAUAAGAUCUGUGAUAUUUAUGGUAAAUAUGGUAUGACCAUGCAGCUGAAAACAAGACAAAAAAAAAAAGAGAAAUGAUGAACCUCUACACUGAGUAUCUGUGAGGCAAGUAGGCGUAAUGUAGCAACUAAAUGUGAAUGAGAAGUCUUGUACACAUACCUACAAUAUUUCAAAUCUCAGGACCUCUGCAGACACAUAUGGCCAACUCUGAUGCUCUAGUCUAUACUGUGCUGGAGAAUGGACACAUUCCGGUUUCAAUGAUGUAAAUAUUAAAAGGAUUAAAGUGCUUGGCAUAUAGGUA